Molecule: messenger RNA, 2142 nt
Organism: Ogataea angusta
Lineage: Eukaryota; Fungi; Ascomycota; Pichiomycetes; Pichiales; Pichiaceae
Exons: 1
Coding region: 1-2142 (713 amino acids)
Biological process (GO): regulation of transcription by RNA polymerase II
Source: RefSeq, a predicted model, not a curated record
AUGGCCAUUCUGCGCGAACGCCCGUCUCCAAUAGUCCGCAAGAGUCUUCGGCGGCGAAGACUUGCUUUACGUCUACUGGACAGCGACUCAGAGACGUCGCCGUCCAGAAAGUCACCCGCUCUGAGGAGCCCUCGACCCGUGGAGAGAGACGAGUACUUGGAGAUGUCUAAACCGCGUGAGGAACAGAAUUUCACAGACUACUACGAGGGUCUAGACGAGUUUGAGCCGCUGCCUGUGCUAGUGCGAGAAAGCAGAGCCGACGACGAGUAUGAGGACUAUAGGCUGAAAAGGAAGCGACAGGACCGGGAAAUAUUGACACGGCUGAAACGACCGUCUUUCAGGAAAAUGCCAGAUCUACAUACAGAGGAGCCUCCAAUUGCUCGAAAUAUGAUCCAGUUUGGCUACAAUAACAACAAGGCAGUGCAAAAACCGACCUUUUGGCGACCAACAGACCGAGGCGACGGUCUCAUCACCGACGGCCUUACCCUGGACCAAAAAGUGCGUUCUCUGUAUGAUAUGGACGAGCAGGACGCCACUUACCUUGAACAUGUUAAUGCGAGACUUGCCAAGGACAAUAAGCAUAUCUCUUUGGAGCUUUUUGAGGUGAUUAUGACCUAUUUCGAGAUGGAGUGGUGUUUCAUCGAGAAGCUGCUACCACCCAAAAUAAAAAACGAGCAUCAGAACGAAGAACAAGCUCAACUCCAUGCCCAGCUGUAUGGAUCUGACGACGGGAUAGGAGCUGCACCAGAGGAAGAUCAGUGCUGUGCUGUUUGCAAUAGGAACGAGUGCGACAACUCGAACGCUAUCGUGUUCUGCGACGGUUGCGACAUAGCUGUCCACCAGGAAUGUUAUGGCGUUGCAUUUAUUCCCGAGGGUCCGUGGCUGUGUCGGAAAUGUCUUAUUGCCCGAAACCAAAAGAACAGGUGUUUGUUUUGCCCUAGUGUCACAGGCGCGUUCAAGCAGACGGACAACGGGGGAUGGGGCCAUGUGAUCUGUACCCUGUGGAUCAAUGAGCUAUAUUUUGCCAACCCUGUCUACAUGGAGCCGAUCGAGGGAAUUGGCAAUAUUCCCAGGAGUCGCUGGAAGCUCACCUGUUAUAUUUGUCGUCAGAAAGUUGGAGCAUGUAUCCAGUGUUGCAAGCCCAGUUGUUCAGUUGCGUACCAUGUUACAUGUGCGCGACGCUCGGACUUCUAUAUGGAGAUGAAACAAGGUGUUCAAGCAGGUAUCCAUGACAAGAGCACCGUUGUGUCCUACUGCGAUAGACAUUCUCCAAAAGAGUGGGACUUCUAUCAUGACACAAAGCUUGGGAUGCAGAAAACCAAGCUUUAUUACAGCACGGGAAAGAACCGAGACUCAGGAAACAAGAUAGUAAUUAGCAAAGCCGAGAAAAAGGAACUGAAGGACACGAAAAACCACUGGUUUAGAUGGAAAACUGCGCGCGGGGCUCCUAUCCUUCCUCUUGUUGUGAUUAAGAAGCUGGACAAGAUGCUUCAGAGCUACAGAAUUCCCCAAGAUAUCAAUUAUUUAUAUGAGUUCGCAAAGUACUGGACUCUGAAGCGCGAAGCCACGGGAGGUUCCUUGAUCAGACGUCCGGACACGGCGAAUCUCGGUGUUCUCACGAACAAGGAAAUUGAUGAGCGUCUCCAGGCUCUAGACUUGAUCAAGCAGGACAUCCUCAAACUAGCAGAUAUAUCCUCUCUGUCCCUGAAAAAGGCAAAGCUCGAGCUCAAAUCCACUAAUGAACUGCUUGACCAGAUGGAGAUUUAUUACUUACCGAUGCAGUAUUUGAUCAAGGAGUUAUUGGACCAGUUCCUCAAACAUGACAGGAACAAUGCCAUAAUUUCCACAACAUUCGAGGAUUCCAAUGUGCCCUCUAUCAAGCAAAUAGUGGAAAAGGUCGAGAAUCAGGAGUACCAGCUAGUUAGCGAGCUUGUGGACGAUCUCACCGCAGUGGACAAUCAUGUCAUACAAAAUCUCGACCCACACAGUGCUGUAUACCGGCAUAUUCGGAAUUACUGGAGAAGACUCAGGUCACAAGCGAUAGACAGGGCCCUAACAUCCGAGCGCGCGUUGCUAAAGGGAAACAGAAAAUUGUUCACAGGUGUGAAGGCAGAAGGGCUUGAUUUCCAAAUCAAGGGGUGA